AUGCUUGAGACAGAUUCAACUAUUUUAAAGCAGAGUGUUGAAGGAAUGACUAACAACGGUGCUUGGUCCAUCCUUCCCAUAAUUCUGGAAAUUAGAAGGCUUGGCAACAGUUUCCAGAGAGUUGAAUGGAGUUGGAUUCCUCGAAGUAUCAACAAAGCGGUUCACGCAGCAGCUAGUAUUGGCAUCAGAGCGGUGGUGCAAAUUUGCUGGGCUGAAAGACCACCACCGUCUCUUCAGGGAGUGUUGGAAGUGGAUGGUCUUCCAGGACAACCAAACUAA
Prunus armeniaca (apricot) is the source of this 279-nucleotide messenger RNA. The record is from the annotation of a GenBank genome assembly. NCBI's taxonomy places the organism in Eukaryota, Viridiplantae, Streptophyta, Magnoliopsida, Rosales, Rosaceae.